AUGAAAUCCGUAAACAUCACCUCAAAUUUGAAAAUUCGUUCAAUCAUUUUUGAUCAGCUGAAAUGAAGGUUUUAGCUCUUAUUUGUAUUGUUGUGAUUGGCUGUGUUAACGCCAUCAGUGACGAAGAAGUUUUACAAAAAUGGGAAAAUUACCAGGUGGAAUUCGGCAAAUCCUACAGAUCACCAAUUGAAGCCCGUAAACGUUUGGCAGUAUUCAAAGACAACUUGGAAAAAAUUGAAGCACACAAUGCCCUUUACGAACAAGGAAAAUCUACUCAUACUGAGGGCAUCAACCAAUUCACUGAUUGGACUCAAGAAGAAUUCAUGCAAUACGUGAACAAAGGUUUGCUCAACAAACCAGUCAUUGUUGGCGACAUCUUCAAUGCAAGCAAAAGCUUCUCCAACGUUGGAGCAGUCGACUGGAGAACAGCUGGAGUUGUUACUCCUGUUAAGAAUCAAGGACAGUGUGGAUCAUGCUGGUCUUUUAGUGCUACUGGUGCCAUUGAAGGUCAACUCGGCAGAAAAGGUAAACUGAUAUCCCUAAGCGAACAAAAUCUUAUCGAUUGCUCAGCUGUCUAUGGUAAUAACGGUUGUAAUGGAGGUCUAAUGACAGCUGCCUUUGAUUUCGUCCGAGAAAAUGGAAUUGAAAGUGAGCAAAAUUAUCCUUAUAGAGCAAUAGACGAAUACUGCCAAGCAAAUCCUUCAAGAACCGUCACUAAACUCUCUAGCUAUGUGAACAUUCCGUCUGGAAGUGUUUCAUCACUCAAGCAGGCAAUAGCUAACAAGGGUCCAAUAGCUGUUGCCAUUGACGCCACACUAACGCUACAGAGAUACAGCAGUGGUAUACUCAAUGACAACUCUUGUAGCAGCCGGUCUUUGAACCACGGUGUUCUUGCUGUUGGUUAUGGAAGUUCUAAUGGACAAUCUUAUUUUAUUGUUAAGAAUUCAUGGGGCUCCACUUGGGGAGAAGCUGGUUACUUCAGGUUGUCGAUGAGCAGAAAUAAUCCAUGUGGAAUUGCUACUAUGGCUUCUUACCCAGUAUUGUAGAUUAUUUUGUGAUAAUUGUUAUUAUAUAUUGAUGGUUAAUAUAUGGCUUAAUUGAUAUAUUCUCAC
Molecule: messenger RNA, 1112 nt
Organism: Harmonia axyridis
Lineage: Eukaryota; Metazoa; Arthropoda; Insecta; Coleoptera; Coccinellidae
Product: procathepsin L-like
Exons: 3
Coding region: 63-1046 (327 amino acids)
Biological process (GO): immune response
Cellular component (GO): lysosome
Molecular function (GO): cysteine-type endopeptidase activity
Source: RefSeq, a predicted model, not a curated record